Paramuricea clavata is the source of this 11550-nucleotide messenger RNA. The record is from the annotation of a GenBank genome assembly. Lineage: Eukaryota; Metazoa; Cnidaria; Anthozoa; Malacalcyonacea; Plexauridae.
GUUUGGUGAGAAGUUGUUGAGCGGUCGGGAACCAAAGUCAGUGAAGGUUGAUAAGGUAAGCUAACGGUUCAGUAGUUUUACAUUACCCUCCUCUUGUAUUGAAUAAAUAUUUAUUUUGUAUCAAAAGAAUAUGACAAGAAAAAUUUACUUGAUCUUAUUUUGAAAAUGUUUCCUAUAUUCGAAAUAUUUUGACCAAAAUAAUCAUAAAUCAUGCAGUCAGCUGUCCGCCAUUUUGGAUUAUUGCGGAUAAGUAGCCUAACAAGCAGGUUCACGCAAAAAUUAUACCCUUGCUGUAUAUACAAAUUAUAUGCAAAAAAUUAUACUUCGGUCACUAUUUCAAAUACAAAUUGCUUAUUGACAGCAUUUUUAGCAUCUAUACUAAGUAAAUUGUCAUUCAUUUGGUAAUCUGGGAGUAUCAUAUAUGGCUAAUCCUAUAAUACCACUGCGUUAAUGAGUUCAAAAACAAAAUCCAAUAUGGAUUUUCAGUAUUGAAAGAGAGUUCUAUAUAAUGAUCAUAUUAAACGUUCUAUAAAUGGGACAAACUUAAUUUCGACUGUUUGGGAUAUUUAGAUUUAAGAUAUAUUCAGCGGCAUAACCGGACAUUUUGCCGCUAAAAUGAUGCGGCUGUUUUAUGUAAUAACUGCAUAACUUGUGGGUGCCAAAAGUAUGAGUCCACUCCCAUUUUGCCAAAAACUUGAGAAAAUUUUGUCUCCAUGUUGGUACAAUUUAUUUUUUAAAACUAUGAUACCGGCACAUUAGGGGAACGGUGAUUAUUUAUUUCUUGGACAAAUUUUUUAGGCCCGUUUCAGACGGCGUACUGUUCAUGUGCCGAAUUUACUUGUAUUAGAUGCGACACAAGAACGGCAGUGAUUCAAACGGCGUACCAAAUACAAUGUUAUUGACAAGGUUGGGGCGCAUUCGCCAGCGAAACCUAAAUAAAAUUCAAAAUAAAUAAAAAAGUUUAUUUUUAGACUAAAGUUGAGUUAAGUUUGGCACAUGAGUGGAGCGGCGUGUGAAUCAAUGUCAGUCCAACGUCGCAUAAUGCGACAAGCUCUGUCGAACUUGUGUCGAACUUUUGCCGCUCCAAAUUCUGCCGUACUUAAUUGAUCCAUACGUCGCUCUUCUGCCGUACCUAAUUCAUCAAUUAAGUUCGGCACAUGAUAAGUACGCCGUCUGAAACGCGCCUUAGUGACCCAACCUUCAAAAGAAAAUUUUUCUCCACCCAACCCCAGCACUCAUUCAAAAAUCUUAGAUUCACCCUAACUUAAUUUUGUCAAUUGACUUAUUUAAAAGCUAAAUUGACUUAUUUAAGUUUUUGAGAGAACAAAAAAGCCAACAAGUAUGAACUCUGUCUCAAUUUAUCAUGACUGUUAAGCCUAUUUAAUUUUCCAUUAGGCGGAAUUUUGCGCGCGGAGCGGAAUUUUUCUUUGUCUUUUCUAAUUAGUUCCACCAGAGAAAUCACAAGACAAAGAAAAUUUCCGCUCCGCGCGCAAAAUUACGCCUAAUGAAAACCGGAUUAAUGGCAGGUUCAAAUGGAAUACUUAUGGGCAAGUCUAAUGGAAUACCUUGCAAAUCGACAUAGAAGUUUGCAGUGCCUUAGGGAGCUCUUUUUAAUUAGGGGAGAGAACGAGGGCCGAAGGCCCGAGGAAAUUUUUAAAUUUAGAGUCUCUGAAAUGCCAUUUCCUGGACUUUGGGGAAGUUUUGACAGAAUUCUGAUGGUCAGAAAAUAGUGUUUUAGUUUGUCGAAAUUUACAAUUUGCUUACAAUUUAGUAGUACUAAAUGGGCGAAGGCGUAUUUAAUUAACUAUACUUAUUUUUCACCCGGCUCGGUUUCCUUUGUUCUUAUCGGGGAAUAUAUUCAAUAUUCCCCUCUAAUCAAUUUCCGUUUAAUAAUCCCCUCUAAUAUUCCCCUGCAAUUAAUAAUCCCCUCUAAUAUUCACCUGCAAUGUCUUUGCAGCACAAAAAAUGAGAAAAAAACAACAUAACGAAGGCAAUAUGGCAUUAAGAAUUAUUUCUAUUCUGACUCAUUAACGCCAAUAACGCGACCUCGCAGUGUGAAAAAUAAGUACGUUAUUUUGAGGCACCUCGGGGAUAUGUGUUUAUUCACCUCGGCGCUGCGCGCCUCGGUGAAUAAAUCACAUAUCCCCUCGUUGCCUCAAAAUAACCUAUACGUAUUGGAGAAAUUGCAGGAAAGUAUGUAGCCGCUUAAAAUUAAUCAAUUGUCAGUAUUUUAAAGGUUGGAUGAUAAAGAUUUGCAUGAUUUUGAAAAAAAGAAUGAUUGUUAGCAAAUUAUUGGGAGGGCUGCCCCACACAGCCCCUCCCCCCCCCCUCCCGGGUUACUACGGCCUUGAGAAGUCAAUAAACCGAAAAAUAUUUACCGAUUUACUAUUUGUUAAAUGUUAUCCAUGCAAAUGCCAUGAUUUCGUAAAUCAGUUUAUACUGAUACUACAAUUAUAUUAUAUUUUCUCUGUUUAACAACUAAAAUUUUAUUAUACUGAUUAUUGACCUAAUUUUCCGGAUGGCCAACCCGAUUUUCCGAAUAUGUUAAUUCUAAAAAAGUUGAGGGGAGGGGGUAAACCACCCCCCAAUACCCCUCCCCUUGCUACGGCCCUGUCCAAUUUAUUAUUUUGUGUAUUGCAAAGCCAAUAUCAGUUCCCAGUGCAUUGGAGUUCACAGUACUAAAUAGCAUUUAUUUUCGAGGAACUAUUGUUAAAAUGUUUACAAGUAACUAAUUAACAAUAAAUUUUAUAUACAAAUAUAUAGCAGGCAUAACUAUAGGUGAAACGUUUCAAAACGGAGAGGCACACUAUAUUUUUGUAUCAAACACAGGCUUGACAGGCUCGAUUUGAUGUAAACGACCUUCAGCGUUUUAAUAAUUCAUGCGAAAUUUAAAAAAAACAACAUUUUAUUCUAAUGUAAAUGUAUAAACGGGUCAGUGUCUGGUUGGCUGGGUACCGAGUAUAUAUAAAUAAAAUAAAACAAGAUUGACAAGAAAAUUACAUACACCUUUUCUCAUUUGAUUCCUUACUGUGUUUGGAAUGUUUUCCCAUGACCAAGUCCGAAAAUUCGCUUCGUAGUCGACUCAAAAGCUUAAGAUGCAUCAAGAUGCACGAGCUUAAGAUGUACGAGCUUCAGAUGUACCAAAUCUACAGCUCUGGGCGAACUAGGAAACAUUGUUUCCUGCCAAUGUUUCGCCAUGUUUCCCAAGGUGGACAAACACUAAGAAACAAUAUUUCCGCAACAAAAAUCGCACUUGGGAAACAUGAAAUGUUUCUGAAUUUGCAUUGAUAGGAAACAUUUCUGCUUCUCGGGAAGCAAAUUGUGUUUCUGUAACGAUGUUUCCACGGGUAGGUAAACACAAAAACAUUUGAGGAAACAUGGCGAAUCACAAUGUUUCCGCAACAAUGUUUCCUAGUUUGCCCAAGGCUUACGACGCGGAACGUGACAUAAAAACCGUUGCUAAUGUUUGGAAUCCAGUUUUAUUAUAUGCAGCUUCACUUGUGUCUCUGACUUUGUUUACCAAUUCACUUGUGUCUCUGACUUUGUUUAAUUUUUAUCCGUGUAGUGAGACUGUGGGAAUAGUUACAGUUUUUGUCCACGACCGCGUCGUAGAUUUGGUGCAUCUUAAGCUCGCUAUUGUCUAAACAGCACCAAGAUGCAAACGGUAUAUAAGAAUGUGUAUACACCCGCUAGUAAUCGGAAGCCGCACGGGGCGCAAACAGUUUCUCAAAUUUCAUGUAUUUGGACUAUUUGGGCGUGAAACUUGAAAGAGCCUGAACAUGUUUCCUGGAGUUAAAUAAAAGAGGAGAUGGUUAGCAAUGUUUUUUAUGGGUUUUUUUCUAAAUUAAUAAAACAUGAAUGGAUUCCAGAACAACCUGGGCUCUGGAUUCCGGAUUCCUCAGUUAUUUGGAUUCCGGAUUCCACUGUCUGGAUUCCGGAUUCCAAGACUCUGGAUUCCGGAUUCCUAAACCAACAAAAACCCAGAUUCCGGAUUCCGGAUCACCCAUAAAAUUUUGUUUACUCACCCAUUUUCUCUUUGGGAUCCCCCCGGCCAUAAAUAAUGACCGGUCCCUAAAAAACAGUAUGAACUUCGAAAACGUAGCUCUCGCGUCUUCAGAAGGAUUUUUCUUCGCCGAUAAAAAAGUAGUUGUACUUUGAUAUAAACUGUUAAUCCAAAUUUUGUUCUUAUUCUAGCGAGAUAUGCACAUCCUUAUUUUGGACGAAGUUGAUGGACGUAUCGUUGUUAGACACAGUGGGGGAGCUGAUAGUGGAAACAGUAAGUGUAUUCAUAGUCAAUCGACAUAGGUCUAAAUAUUUAACAAUUAUUGACUGAAAAAUUAUCAAGGCCAAAGUUUGUGUUAUAAACGAAGCCAAAGGCUGAGGUUGAUGGCACAAAUUGGGUCUUCAUAACUCUCCAUACCUUGAGAAAACCAAAUUCAAUAUUUUUUUAAAUUUAUCGGCACAAAGGCAUCGGCGCAUGAAGGUUAAAUUCUUCGGAAUAAUAAUCAGUUUUUUUAACCAUAAUUUUUAUGCUCAACCUCAUUAAAUAAUUGUUAAAUAUUCAUCACAUAAGAUUCCAGACCAUAUUGCUAUAAUAAUGAGACCAUUUAUCGAACUGACUGCUCGGAGGUGUUCAUGCACGCCACCUAAGGGGGGGGGGGGGGGAUUAUUCCAGUGUAAUUGUGUUAAAAGUAUUAAAAAUUGGCCUGUUAAUAGGGGUUUUACUAUACAUUUAAUACUCCUUGACCUAACAUAUAUAAUUUAUCUUUUCAUUUUUGCGUCUCCAGGUAUUGUGAAGACCGGCGAUCUGCUCCUGUGUGUUGGAAAUGUCAGUUUAGUUGGACUGUCAUUGGGUCAAGCUCAGUCAGUUAUUGAUGAUAUGUUGAAGAGAGAUGAAGUGAGCACUUUAACAUAUAGUUUUGUCAUACAUUUACGGUGCAAAAUAUGUCAAUACAUUUCUGAAUGAUCAUUGCGUACAUUGUAGUAAUACUCUUUUCGAAACGUUUAUGCCUGAUAUGAUAUAUCCUUUCGGAAUCACAAAUGAUUUGAUGAAUGAAAAUUUGCAUCAACAAGCCAACAAGAUAGUCGAAAUAUUUUGGCAACUUGAAUUCACACCCCUUGAAAAAAUUUUGAAAGUAGGCCUACUGUAUUUUUAUUCUCUUGUGUAGGAGAAAAUUCUACUUGUUAUUGGUGUCACACCAGAUCGUGCUUCUGCUGACUCAGCACCUGUCAGUUCAAACUGGAGUUUCGCUCAGAAGGAUUUAUCCAACAUUGAUGAAAGAGAUUUAGUGUAAGUGUUCAGAAAGUCCGUUUCUAUUAACAUUUAAUGUGAUUAUUAGCGACAUUUUAGCGACAAUUCGCAACACAAAUUAUGUUUUUAUGAAAUUAUUAGCUUGCCAACGACUUGCAAUGCCCUGUGGGACAUCACAUCAACUGGUUUUCCGCGUUUGACGUCAUUAAAAAAGGUCUAUUGAUAUCCCAACAUGAAUUUCAUCAAUUCACAUUAUCGAUUUCAAAACUUUCCGGUGUCACGCGAAAUUCCUGACUUGCUAAAUACAUGAUUAUCAUGACAGAUCUCGUUGAUACUAGAAAUACAUGCAUGCAACAACCCCCCGCUUAUAUUCUCCAAAAAUUGUUUCAACAUGAAAUAUUCGUAAUUACGCCAACGCUGAACGCAGGCUUGCGUUGCUGACGUCAUGUUAGUCAUGGCAACCAGUGAUGGCAACACGAUAAUUGUUUUUUUAAUGUUUUGUACAAACCUGCAAAAAGUAGAUGAAAUUUGAACACUUUUCAAUACAGAACUAUCAAUUUCUAAAAUAUAUAAAGUAGGUAUGUUAUUUUGGUUUCUAUUAAACUCUUCAACUUGAGCUUCAACUUUAAAUUUUGAAAUGAAAUAAAAGUAAUCCGUACAGGACGCUAAUGAGCAUAAUUUGCUUUCCUUUUUAUCAUGAACUUUAAUUUAGACUUGAACAACAAGAACAAUUAAAGUCUAUAAUAAUACAAAGUCAUACAUAAACAAUUGAAACGAUGAAACAAACUUGCCCUAUGGGCUAUACUUUAGGAUUUCCCACACGAAAGUCAAUUCUUAUAAAUGUUUGCGUUUAAAAAUUGAAAAAAAGUUUUACAAUAUGUUAUGUGAAACCUUUUCCAAGCUUUCUUACAUGUAUUUUUUUAUAUUUUUCCCUUCUUCACUCCUGGCAAACAGCCAUAUUUUUAGCUUUUUUGUCGGCCAUCUCGGUCACGUGGUCAUUGAUUAAAAAUCACACGCUGCGUCAAAUACGAUGACGUAAGACGUGAUUGGAUGAUAAAUCUCAUUCACGUGGCAGUAAAUUAACUUUCUGAUUGAAGGAAAUAUUACAAAAUGUCCGCCUUUACGUAAUAAAUAUGCACCUAACAAUAAUUGUUUAAUUCUUUAACCUGUGUAUUUCUGAUGCUGUAGGUACACGACAGAAAUGUAGUCAUUAUUGUGGUUCAUUAACAAUGAAGCGAUUCUAGCAUUAAUAAUUGACUUGCAAAAUUUAUAACUGUAACUCAAUCUAGUCAUCUUAAAUAGAAUUCAGCACAUGCAUUACAUUUUUUCUUCAUUAAUGUAAAAUUAAAAAUAAAUAAAUAGUUUCUAUAGUGUAUAUAUUUAGCCGGUAAUAAUGGUCCAUGCCUAACGUCAUAAAAGUACUAAAUUUGACUUAAUUGUAAUUAUCUUAUUCCCCAAAUCUUGAUCGUUUUUUAAUGUUUGACCACUGUAUGCAUAUACUGAAUUUACGCUUGUAAUAAUGUAAAUUUCUAACAAUUUUAUUGUGACAAUAUUUAAUGGUAAUAAUUUAAUCUACUAAAGUAAAUCAAUUAGUGUAUUAAAGUAAUCAAUUAAAGUAAUUAAUUAAAUUAAUAUAAUUGAGGUAGUCAAUUAAAGUAAUAAAUAAAGUAAUCAAUUAAUGUACUUCUAAUAAAGUGGUCUUAAACUCCGACUUUUCUCUUCCUAAAUUGCUAACAUAAAAAUACCGGCUUAUAAAAUUAUAUUACUGCAAUAAUUACAUGCCUUCUAAAGCGAUUCGCAAGCAUGCAUAAAUAUAUAGCGUUUGUAAAUUCUGAACGCUGAUUGGCUAAGAGCCGUGUUGAUAUAACUCAAUGUUAACACGGAAACGUCGGAAAGUUUCUUUCUUUAUGUUUCUUUGUGUUAUAUUAUAAAAAAAAUAUAAAACAUUUUUUCCGUAUUGAUAUAUACAGUUAUAUCAACACUAGUGGAAAUUGGGAAAACUCGAAAUUGUGUGAAAACACUCCGCCCUUCGGGCGUCGUGUUUCCACACAAUUGCUCGUUUUCCCAAUUUCCAUUCGUGUUGAUAUAACUGUAUAUCAACACGGAAAAUGUUUUAUAUUUGUUAAAUAUAACACAAACCGAGUGCUUGAUAAUUAUUCAUAUCUUGCGAAAACCGAAUUUAAUAAUUGUUUUAUUAUUUUUUAAAGAAGAAAAAUACAUCCCCACCUUAGGUUCAAUUUCUCGAAAUAAUUACUAGUUCUUGUUUCCCAUUUGCAGGAAACCUUUCCCUUUCUUUCAUAAGUACGUUAAGAUGUUGCAAAACUUUUCGUGGCUGUUUUUGUUGAUAUGUACUUCUUGUUAAUUUUUAAAAAUUGUUUCCUUCAACCUGCAAACACGACCGAAGGCGCAAUUUUCCGUUUCGUAAACCGCCACGGUCAUAAAUCAUUUCAUUUAAUGAACUGCGGUAACAAUUACAAGAUUAAAAAUACAAUACUCAGCUAGGAGAGGCUAGCAACUGGCCCAAGGCCCAAACAAGGCAAAUCUUCCUAAGAGCGCACAUGAGCCACACAACAGCCACAUAUUACAUUUAUAUAAAAAGAAGAACAAGGACAAGAAAGAAAAAAGAGACAUAGAGCUAGAAACAGCAGUGACAUGCUGAUUUUAGCGGAAGAUUAAAUUUUUUGUGAUAUUUCGUGCACAUAAUACGCCAAGUGUAAAUGUGAUGGAUUUUAGGUAUUGCUGUAAAACUAAAUGUUUUCGAAGUGAUCUUUUAAACGAGUUUGUUGUUAACAAUCCGUGUCACCACAUUUUGUGUUUUAACAACAUGACGUCAUACUGUUAGAUAUUAUUUUUUCAUAUUCAAUAUUCAAACGGUUGAAUAUGAUUUUUCGUACUCAACGUUAUGACGUAAUAACGUUGAAUAUUCUCUCAAAACUCCAUAUUUGGUCAGCAAAUGUGUUUAUAUGACAUUUCACGUUUGGCUGCUAGCCAAUCAGAAAGCAUGAAUCCUUUACAUAAAUACUAAUUAAAGAAUUCAAAUUCAUUGUUUCUGGACCAGGUUCAUCAUUUGAAGGUUGAAUCUUAAAAAUUCAAUGCGUGUCUUAAAAAUUCAAUGUCUCAUUUCUCUGAUUCGCCCUUUAUCCAACUUUUCGUUUAUCCAGCUUUCCAACAAUUUCAAAAUAUUUCCUUUUCUAGGCGUAAGCUUCCACCUCAUUAAAAACAUAUCAAACCAAAUCUUUAAUGUUAGGAACCACAAGCCAUUAGUUUAACAGCAAACAAGGCGGAAGUCUCUUUAAACUCACAUUUUGCGUAAGCUUCCACCUCAUUAAAAACAUAUCAAACCAAAUCUUUAAUGUUAGGAACCACAAGCCAUUAGUUUAACAGCAGACAGGGCGGAAGUCUCUUUAAACUCACAUUUUCGAAGCCUGAAAUAGACCUUAUUUCCAUAACUUGGUCAAGUUGAAAUAUUGGUGGCGACACCUUCAGCGAUUUCAGAAGGCGAACGUUUGAUUAUUUUGGUAAGACAAAUAUCAAUGGAUAAAGACGAUAGGAUAAUUAUUUUAUCUUAUAGUAAAAAAAUGAAUUAUAUCAAAGCUGACAUUCAAUACCACAAAACAUUGUCUGGCAGGGGUGUGUGGAUUUUUGCAGGCGCACUGCACGCGUCUACAACAUGAAUAGGACAACAUCACGUCAUGGAUGAGUUGCCGUUUUGCAGACCCUCUUUUGUUUUACGCGGCUAAUUGUCCCCUGGCGAUCCCAUAACGCAUUGCGUUAUGUGCAAAUGCAAUGCAUUAUCGGAUCGCCAGGGGGUAAUUGGCCGCACAAAACAAAGAACCAGCAACUCAUCGAACCGGCAACUCAUCCAUUGCAUAGCUUUCCAUACGUUAUGAAAAAUUGCUACGACGAUUUGUCAGUCUUAAAACGUAUAUUGUUGCAAAUCGCAGUCCUGAGAACGUAUUUUACGUGUAUUUAAAGAAUAUUAAUUUGCAGCAAUAAUUACCUAUCAAGGCUUUCAUGUUAUAAGGACACUACGGUGGUCAUUCAUGCAAAUGCUUUUGGAAAUUACCGAGCGGGGGAGGGAGGAUGUGCCCUCCUCAACCCCUCACCUAGACCCUAAUAUCCGGUACUGAACCUUUGCAUAAAUUCUCUCUCCAAAGCUGUUUACUAUUUUGUUAACAAGAAGGUUAAUAAUUAUAAAAAGUUCACUUUGAAAUACGACACGGAGAAUACUACUGGUCAUAUCGUGUAAUAAUUACGGGAACCACUCAGUAUUUUAAGAAAAUACAAAAAACAGUAACUCCGAAUAACAUUUUGAUUUUUAAUCGACGUUUUGACUAGUUUGUUGUCAUCUUCAGGAUUAAGAAUCUUAAUGAUAAAAAGAUUAAUCAUUCUUAAUCCUGAGGAUGACUACAAACUAGUCGAAACGUCGAUUAAAAGUCAAAAUGUUAUUCGGAGUUACUGUUAGUUUGUAUAUCGUGUAAUAGUAACAAGCAUUUAUAUAUAUUGUACGAAAAUUCGUUGCGUAAUUUAUGAAAUAAAAUCACUUUAUAUUUCACUUUUAAAUGAUAAUUAUGUUCUUUUUUAUAGGUUUGAUACCAAAUUCUAAAUCCAUGAAUGUACUUUGUUUUCUUACGUUUCUGGACAUGCUUUUCAACACCUGCACACGUUUGUUUUUCCACGGUGAAAUAUAUUCAGAUAAUAUCUAUCUGUAAAAUCAUAGUUGCAAAGCGUAGUCGUAGUUAAGCCAGUUUUCCACUUCGACCGUAUCGUAGCGUAUUUCUUUGUUUCCUGAGAACUAGAGUGGAAACUAUUGACUUCGACACAAAAGAAAAUGCUACGAUACGGUAAGGCCCAUUUCCACUGAAGAAAAAUUUCCACGGACAGAAAAUUUUCCGAAAAUGUCAUUGUUAAAUGUUGAAAAUUUUCAACUUCCAGAUUUUUUUCGGAACGGAAAAUUUGUGUCGGCCAAUCACAUUUUACAAAAUUUUCUUUCCGCGGAAAAUUUUCUUGAGUGGAAAUGGGCCUUAACGGUCGAAGUGGAUAACUGUUAGUCGUCGCUACAUCUAACAUAGUCGUAGUUUAAUUUAAAGGCGACUUCCACUAAGAGGUCACGUGACAUUAAUCGGCUUAAAACUAGUUGGUAUGAGACUGUAACACGGAGGAAAAGCAAGAUCUCCUUACAAAAUUAAAUGGAUAUAGGAACUUUUUCGGGAUCGCAGAAAUAAGAAACAGAAUGAAGUUUGUGAUGUGGCAAGUUGGACACGUGUCAAACGUCUCAAACAAUAAUAUAUCGUUGGAUUUAUAUUCUCCACAGUAGCUAUAUCGUUGGGAAAAAGAUACGACGUGGCAGCAAUAAUGUAGAAUUUGAAAUGAAAAAUGCACAAAACAGUCAAGAACACAGCCAACAACACAGCUUGAACUGUCUCAUGUCACAGCCUCAAUAACUCUAGUUUUGAUGACGUCGGGUGUUUCAAACAUGUUUCUUUAUAGGCUUGAGUGUAAAUAAAGAGAAUUUUCACAUUAUUUAUGAACAAUUUCAGUUUAAUCACGUGACCGUCUACAAUGUCACCGUUUUCUUUAGGCAUUCAAAGCAUUUGCGAUAUUUACUUAAGAUUGUGCUCUAUAUCCCUCUUGUAAGCACAAAUUCCGUAGCUGCUAUGUAAAGAGAACCUCUUAGUGCAAGUCGCCCAUUAGUUAUUGUAUUGUCAGUGUAUAUUGGAAUGUAACCGUAUAGCAAUCCUUGGAUUAUGCCUCGUCUUUUUCCUUGAUAUGCAUAUCAAGGAAAUGUAUUUUGCAUUCUUUUAAUGGAAAUGUAUUUUGCAUUCUUUUAAUGUUGAACAAUAUCUGAUCAAUACUUCAUUUUUUAGGGACGUAAGCAAAUGCCUAUAACUGACACGCCUUGUUAAAUACUUCACCAAGACAGUGCACUUUCUGUUAUUUAGUUACACGCAUAUUUGUUUAAUAACAAUAAAGGUAAUGGCAUAUCAUAUUCCAAGUUCGGAAAGGUGCCCUACAUUACGUCCAGGGGCGCCGGAAAGACUGAAAAGCGGCGGGGUAGAAUCUUGAAAAAGGCACUUUUUAGAACCUCGUAGUGGUGUCCGAGAGCGUCCUCGCCCGGGAAAUUUUGAAAUCUAGAGUCUCUGAAAUGCCAUUUCAUGCGUUUUGGGCAGAGUUUGACAUAAUUUUGAGUAUUAAUAAAUUUUAAGUAUGUUGGAAUAUUUUGGUAGCUGAUGAUUUCUGAUAGUUUGCAGCCAAAUAUUUCUAUAUAUUGUACAUGCACUAGAUCAGUUUAAUUAAUA